Molecule: messenger RNA, 1707 nt
Organism: Drepanopeziza brunnea f. sp. 'multigermtubi' MB_m1
Lineage: Eukaryota; Fungi; Ascomycota; Leotiomycetes; Helotiales; Drepanopezizaceae
Source: RefSeq, a predicted model, not a curated record
AUGAUAGCGAUCCGAGCCAUCGAGACUUUUGUUUUGCUGUUUCCCAAUGAUGAGUGGAGUAGUCGGAAUCCCGAGUCCGUCGUGUCACGACUACGGCCCAACAUCUCGUUUGCGCAACGGGCCGAGAAGAACCUCGAGACCCUAUCGACGCGCGACGCGGACCUGGACGGAAAAAUUAGUGGAUUUCUCUACGUGCCCGACCUCAAGCAGGACGAUGCGUGUUUCAACGUCUCGAAAGAAUACGUCCCGGCAAACGUUACCCGGCAAGCAAACCUCGCUCCGACCGAUUACACGCUCGUCGCCCUGGCCCCGUGGAUCAGCGUGGAAUGUACAUUGUCAUACAUGCGGGCAGCCCGUUCGGAUCCCGUACGGGCCCUGAUAUUCUACCAAGCAAACAAUGUCACAGAUCCAACUACACCGCCUUCCGGCUCAUCCGCAUGGGAUCUUCGGGAUGGAGGAGCCUGGAGAACCAAGCAUCAAUUCCCGGUGUAUGCCGUUCCCGGUGUUCUGGGCUCUACUUUGAUGCGCCAACUCAGUCUGUACUCGGGAAAUAUGACUGAAGUACCCUACGGACACCAACUCACAGAAGUGCCUGGUGUUGAUCCCAGGGACUAUGUCAGGCUCUAUACCCAGAUUAGACUCGGCAACAAGACAAUUCUCCCGAGACUCUGGGUCUACUUCCUAGUGAUCUCGGCUGUUCUGAUGAUCUGUCUCGGCGGGAUUUCGGCUGUCAUGCAUGUUGUGCAACGAGCCCGCCGGAAGUCCCUUCAUCGACGGGUAGUAAACGGGGAAGUAGACCUCGAGGCUCUUGGCAUCAAGCGGCUCAAGAUUCCGCUGUCGGAGAUCGAACGUCUGCCACUGUUCAUCUAUACUUCUGAAGACGAGGCCUCGCCUCCGAUGUCCCCACAGAAAGCAGAGACAGUGUUUACCACCAUUGAGCGACACGACCUUGCAGAUGGAUGUUCCACGAGUCCCGGGUCGGAAUAUCAAGUUCGCUACGCCCUCUCCACAUCUAAUGAUUCCACGAUACCAGAGCUUGUUCCGAUUGAUGACAGCACCCCCUAUGUCCCGGCUGUCGUUGCCCAUACGUUUCUUCCGUACAUCCAGCCUACGUGUGAAAUAUGCCUAGAAGACUUUGAGUCGGGCAUCUCGGAGAUCCGAGAGCUCCCCUGCGGGCACAUCUUCCACCCGGAAUGUAUCGAUACAUUCUUAUCCUGCAGUAGUUCUCUGUGCCCGAUCUGCAAAAAAAGUGCACUGCCUCUCGGGUGCUGUCCGACUAGAAUUACCAAUGCUAUGGUUCGACGAGAACGUAAUCUUCGGAAAGUACGAUCUCGUAUCAAAGAAGGCAAAGAUGAUGAGGACCUCGAGGCGUACGGUACAAGAAGGCGAGUCCAAGACAUCACAGCUACCAUCAGGAGGAAUCUUGGGAGCGCGCCGUCUGUCCGACGAGCAAGACCGCCCUUACCUGAUCAGCCACAGCCAGUUUUUGUUGCAAAUCAUGAACCAUCGGGCUGUGGGCAAUAUGACACUCUGGGCAAAGCGCUGUCCAGGGAAGAGCUGGUUGGUUACAGAAUUCGCGAGUUGGAGGCUGCGCAAGUUCCUUUACGAGAUCCCGAUCUCGUGCGUGAACGACAGCCACCGAGGGCUGAAUACUUUAUCCAAUGCGUUCCCUGGAUUCUGAUGCCGAUGGGAUUUGUGUUGUUUUGA